AAUUAACCGUGGAGAAUGAAGGUAGAAGAAUAGAAUUAAAGUGCCUCAGUUCCUUAUUCUUUCAUUUGAUGUUACUCUUUGUCUUUUUCUAGACAAAAGAAAUUGUCUUUUGAUUGGAGGUUGAUUGGAGAGAUUGGCGGUUGGAACCAUUAAUUGAAAAUUCAAGGCUGUUUAGAAGUGACAGUGUAUCAUGCGUGCCACUGAUUCCAGGGGACACCCCCCUGCUUUCCUACAACCUCAGAAUGGAAGCAGCCAUCGCUCAUCUGGCUAUGUUCCUGGGAAGGUUGUCCCACUGCGACCCCCUCCUCCUCCAAAGAGCCAAGCUUCAGCCAAAUUUACCUCCAUCAGACAGGAAGCCCGGGCCACCUUUGCUUUCUCUUCUGAGGAACAGCAAGCCCAGAGAGAAAGCCAAAAGCAGAAGAGGCACAAAAAUACUUUCAUUUGCUUUGCUAUUACUAGCUUUUCAUUUUUUGUUGCACUUGCAGUCAUUUUAGGAAUAUCCUCAAAAUAUGCUCCAGAUGAGAAUUGCCCAGAUCAAAACCCCCGUCUCAGGAACUGGGAUCCAGGACAAGAUUCUACAAAGCAAGUUGUUGUCAAGGAGGGGGAUAUGUUUCGUCUGACCUCAGAUGCCACAGUGAAUUCCAUAGUCAUUCAAGAUGGAGGGCUGCUUGUAUUUGGGGACAAUAAAGAUGGAUCCAGAAAUAUUACUUUGAGGACUCGUUACAUCCUGAUCAAGGAUGGUGGGGCGCUUCAUAUUGGAGCAGAAAAAUGCCGCUAUAAAUCCAAAGUGACAAUUGCCUUGUAUGGCAAGUCAGAUGAAGGUGAAAGUAUGCCAACAUUUGGCAAAAAAUUUAUUGGUGUGGAAGCCGGCGGGACACUGGAAUUACAUGGGGCGCAGAAGACAUCGUGGACGUUGUUGGUGAGAACUCUGCAUGCUUCAGGCUUGACCUUUGGCUCUUAUGCCUUUGAAAAGGAUUUUCACAGGGGCCUCAAUGUGAGGGUUAUUGACCAAGAUACAGCCAAGAUUUUGGAAAUUGAGAGGUUUGAUACCCAUGAAUAUCAUAAUGAAAGCAGGCGACUUCAGGAGUUCCUGAGAGUCCAGAGUCCAGGACGGAUUGUUGCCAUAGCUGUCGGAGAUUCAGCAGCCAAAAGCCUCUUACAGGGAACCAUACAAAUGAUCCAGAACCGGUUGGGAAGUAAGCUGAUCCAAGGACUGGGCUACAGGCAAGCAUGGGCUUUGGUUGGUGUCAUUGAUGGUGGAAGUAUUUCUUGCAAUGAAUCUGUGAGAAACUAUGAAAAUCACAGUAGUGGAGGGAAGGCUCUUGCCCAAAGAGAAUUUUAUACUGUGGAUGGUCAGAAGUUCUCUGUGACAGCUUAUAGUGAGUGGAUUGAAGGUGUUUCUCUUUCAGGUUUCCGAGUAGAGGUUGUGGAUGGAGUGAAGCUUCAUCUGCUGGAUGAUGUUAGUAGCUGGAAACCCGGAGACCAGAUUGUGGUCGCAAGCACAGACUAUUCCAUGUACCAAGCAGAGGAGUUCACCCUUCUCCCCUGUCCUGAGUGCAGCCGCUUCCAGGUCAAAGUCAAAGAAACUCCUCAGUUCCUGCACAUGGGUGAAAUUGUAGAUGGUGUAGACAUGAGAGCUGAGGUUGGAAUUCUCACCCGGAAUGUUGUAAUUCGAGGAGAAAUGGAAGAGGCAUGCUAUGCUGAGAACCAGUGCCAGUUCUUUGAUUAUGAUACCUUUGGGGGACAUGUCAUGAUAAAGAAAAAUUUUACUUCAGUCCAUCUUUCUUAUGUGGAAUUGAAACACAUGGGUCAGCAGCACCUGGGGCGGUAUCCUAUUCAUUUUCACUUGUGUGGCGAUGUGGAUUAUAAAGGAGGGUACAGACAUGCAGCAUUUGUGGAUGGCCUGUCAAUUCACCACAGCUUCUCAAGGUGUAUCACUGUGCACGGGACAAAUGGCUUGCUGAUAAAAGACACUAUCGGAUUUGACACACUCGGUCAUUGUUUCUUUUUGGAAGAUGGUAUUGAACAGAGAAACACUUUGUUCCACAAUCUGGGACUCCUCACCAAACCAGGCACCCUCCUUCCCACUGACAGGAAUAACUCCAUGUGCACCACCAUGCGGGAAAAGGUGUUUGGAAAUUAUGUUCCCGUGCCUGCUACUGACUGUAUGGCUGUUUCAACUUUCUGGAUUGCUCAUCCCAACAAUAAUCUGAUUAAUAAUGCAGCUGCAGGCUCACAGGAUGCUGGGAUAUGGUAUUUAUUCCACAAGGAACCUACAGGGGAAUCCAGUGGAUUACAGCUCUUAGCAAAACCAGAACUCACUCCAUUGGGAAUAUUUUAUAACAACAGAGUCCAUUCAAAUUUUAAGGCUGGCUUAUUUAUUGACAAAGGUGUCAAAACAACCAAUGCUAGUGCUGCUGACCCAAGGGAAUACCUCUGUUUGGAUAACAGUGCAAGGUUUCGGCCUCAUCAGGAUGCAGACCCUGAAAAGCCACGUGUUGCUGCUUUAAUUGACAGGCUUAUUGCUUUUAAAAAUAAUGACAACGGAGCUUGGGUCAGAGGGGGAGAUGUUGUCGUUCAGAAUUCAGCAUUUUCAGAUAAUGGAAUAGGGCUGACCUUUGCCAGUGAUGGAAGCUUCCCAAGUGAUGAAGGUUCCAGCCAAGAGGUAUCUGAAUCUCUCUUUGUUGGGGAGAGCACGAAUUACGGCUUUCAGGGUGGUCAGAACAAGUAUGUAGGCACUGGAGGAGUAGACCAGAAGCCCCGGACGUUACCCAGGAACAGGACAUUUCCAAUUAGAGGCUUUCAGAUUUAUGACGGACCUAUUCAUCUCACCAGAUGCACUUUCAAAAAAUAUGUGCCAACUCCAGAUAGGUAUACCAGUGCUAUUGGCUUCCUCAUGAAAAAUUCCUGGCAGAUAACCCCCAGGAAUAAUAUCUCCCUCGUGAAGUUUGGUCCACAUGUCUCUCUCAAUGUCUUCUUUGGAAAGCCUGGCCCCUGGUUUGAAGAUUGUGAGCUGGAUGGUGAUAAGAACUCCAUAUUCCAUGAUGUUGAUGGCUCUGUGACAGGAUACAAGGAUGCUUAUGUGGGAAGAAUCGACAACUACCUGAUCCGCCAUCCAAGCUGUGUUAACGUUACCAAGUGGAAUGCAGUGGUGUGCAGUGGGAACUACGCCCAGGUCUAUGUGCAGACAUGGAGCACUCAGAAUCUGACUAUGACCAUCACACGAGAUGAGUAUCCAGCCUACCCUAUGGUGCUCCGGGGAAUUAACCAGAAGGCAACCUUUCCACAGUACCAGCCUGUGAUCAUGCUGGAGAAGGGCUAUACCAUCCACUGGAAUGGACCAGCCCCGAGGACUGCUUUUCUGUACCUCAUAAACUUCAACAAGAAUGACUGGAUUCGAGUUGGCCUCUGCUAUCCGUCCAACACAAGUUUUCAGGUUACCUUUGGCUUUUUACAGCGGCAUAAUGGCUCAUUAUCCAAAAUGGAAGACUAUGAGCCUGUGCAUUCGCUGGAAGAAUUGCAGAGGAAGCAGUCUGAAAGGAAAUUCUAUUUUGACUCCAGCACAGGGUUACUGUUUUUGUAUCUCAAAGCCAAAAGCCACAGGGAUGGUCACAGUUACUGUUCAUCUCAGGGAUGUGAAAGAGUCAAGAUCCAGGCAACAACAGACUCAAAAGACAUUAGUAACUGCAUGGCCAAAGCAUAUCCCCGGUAUUACAGAAAGCCAUCAGUACUCAAGCCAAUGCCAUCCAUGCUCAAGGGACCCUGUCAAGGCUGCGGGACUCGUCAGGUGGUGUUUACCAGUGAUCCUCAUAAAAGCUACCUCCCUGUGCAAUUCUGGUCACCCAGUCAAGCACAGACUCAGAAUGGAGACCUGUCUAUUAUUUCUAUCAACGGCACCGACUUCACCUUCCAAGGGGCGGGCAUCUUCCUCCUGAUUGUGGAUGCCUGCAGUGUUCCUUUCCGCUUGAUGGAAAAAAAACUUUUCUCUCUCAAGGACGCCAGUCGCAUGGAAGAGUACUUCAAAACAAGUAUCCCUCCAAGGUCAGUUGUCCUGUUGAGCACACGAGGAGAGAUAGCACAGUUGAAUAUUUCAGAUUCAUUAGUACCUCUGGGAUUAGCCAAACCAGCCCAUCUUUAUAACAAUGGGAGUACCAUAUUUUUGGGAUUCAGUGGAAACUUUAAACCGUCAUGGACUAAGCUAUUUACCAGUCCUGCUGGACAGGGCCUCGGGCUGCUCGAACAAUUUAUACCUUUGCAGCUGGACGAAUAUGGUUGUCGCAGGGCUGGCACUGUCCGCCGAAGAGACCUGGAGCUGUUGAAGCAAACUUCAAGAGCACAUUAGAGAUUGACUGUAACUUAAGUGCUGGGGGGAAAAAAUGUGAACUAACUUAUUUAAUUUAUGGCAUUUUAGAAUGACACUGUUAACCCAAUGGAACCAUUUCCCUGUUUGAUUCAGAAAGGGGAGAAAAGAGUUUAAAAGUGAUGUGAUUGCUUGAAUACCAGCUCACGCACCUUCUAGUUGUACACAAUGUUCAAGAAUUUAUUUGUAUUUGUUAGGCUGGUAUAAUUCAGAGAGCAGUUAUUCCUUACCUCCCACCCCUGUGUUUUGUAGUGACCAUAAGCAGUGCUUCACCUUUUGAAUACUGGGAUGUUGUGUGGGGAGGUGGGGGCUUUGAAAAUCAGCCUGAGUCCUUGGGAGGACCAGCUCUUGUAGCACCUUGGAUACUUGAAGUCUAAUGCUCAGUUGUGUCGUUGACUUUGGGUCAGCAAUUGACCUGGGUGGCUGGCAUAUUCUCUAAUGCCCUGGGCCCUGGUUCUGGACAGCCUUUGAGGGUUUUAUAUGAUAAUGAAUGAUAGAGUUUUAAGUGGCAACUCAGGCCCAGCUCAUGCCCUUUUUUGCCUGGACAUGUGCUAUUUUUAUUCAUUUGUAUCUUGAUUCCUUCUAAGGGUUCAUCUUUCAAACAGGAAGUAUAUUGGGACAAAGGGCUUUUAGGGGUUAGACAUGCCUUUAAUCUGUGACCAUUGGGCAAAAAUUUGACCUGCACCAGGGUCUGAGGUUGGUGGGACCAUUUUUGCAGCUUUAAUCCUUAGCCUGUUUUGACUGUACAUUUGUAUUUAAAAUGCAGAGCUGAACUAAAUAUUUACAUUUUUUAAAGAGAGAAUCAGGCCUUUUUCCUAAACUUAUGUUGUUUCAACUUGCACAAAGGAAGUCUCUUCUUGGAGUUGCUCCUACACCCAGCUUCUUUGUUGUUGCUUUUGUGUGUGGAUUUUUUUUUCCCCAAGUUUUUCUGCUCACUCACCUGGCAGGAUAACUGCAGAAAGUUUAAUGAUACCCCAAAAUACUGCACUCGGGAAGAAAAAAAGGAGAGCCAAAUCAUGGAGGGAAUAUAAAGAAACAAACCUUUUUAUAUAGCCUUAGAGUCUGAAACUCUUCAGUUGUUAGAGCCAAUACAAAAAGACCCUGCAAUUCCCUAUUUUUCUCCCCACCGGGUGCAUGCAUCGCCUGCUAGUGAGGAUUGCAUAUGGUAGAAGGAGAUUGCUGCAACAGCCUGAGAUGUCACCACACCAAGAGGAAAGAAGCAUUGAAAUGCCUUUACCUUUUCCUAAACCCACAGUGCAUGAAGUGUAGUGGAGGGAUGACCACAGUGAGAUAGGACAGAGUAUGUUCAGGCUGACUUUGGCAAUGAGAACAGACAAAUUCACUUUUCUCUACAAGAGCAGUGGUUAAUGGCCUGUCCUUUUGUGUCCAAGAGAAACUGCAGAGCAGCUCUGUGACUUACUUUACAAAAUAUGCUACCUCAAAGUGCUACCGAUAAACCUUUCUAACUGUAAGUGCUCUUGCUAAGGGCACAUGUCUUAAUAUCAUAGUUUAGGUUUUUUGGGUUUUGGGUUUUUUUUUUUUUUGUAUAUUGAUGAAUGAGAUCUUACCUAUUAAAUAUAUUAUUGGAUCAUGGUUCCUCAAGGUUAUUAAAGUUUGUGUGUGUGUGUUUUUUACGACAAAUAUCUUUUAUGUGUGUUUUUUAGAAUUUGGAUCUUUAAAGAUUUGGAGAGGAUAUGUAAGUUCUAAGGCACUCAGUUUUUCUGAUUUAUAUGUUAAUGAUCAGGGCCUAAGUUAAAUAAAUAAAAAUAUGUGUGCAUGUAUUUUUUA
Molecule: messenger RNA, 6148 nt
Organism: Phacochoerus africanus (Common warthog)
Lineage: Eukaryota; Metazoa; Chordata; Mammalia; Artiodactyla; Suidae
Gene: CEMIP2
Product: cell migration inducing hyaluronidase 2
Exons: 24
Coding region: 191-4342 (1383 amino acids)
Source: RefSeq, a predicted model, not a curated record